Messenger RNA from Trypanosoma conorhini, 3903 nucleotides. RefSeq lists its product as uncharacterized. The record is from RefSeq and is a predicted model, not a curated record. Gene Ontology annotation, cellular component: spliceosomal complex. Bases 1 to 3903 code for a protein of 1300 amino acids. Gene Ontology annotation, biological process: mRNA cis splicing, via spliceosome. Lineage: Eukaryota; Euglenozoa; Kinetoplastea; Trypanosomatida; Trypanosomatidae. The transcript has a single exon.
AUGCCACUGGCAAAGCAACAGCUCAACUCGAAUGCGGAGUCAUUUCCCCCGCGGGGUAAGAGUAAACCGAGGCAGCCGUCCGCCACUUUUCCCACACCCAAGUACAGGCAGCCAAACUCUCCCCCCGUGGCAGACUUGCGGGCGGGCAGCUCAAGGACGCCAAUGCAGCAGCCACUACCGCCGCCUCCCAUGUACCAGGCGCCGAUUAUGGUCUCGCCGUUGGUGCCAGCAACACUACCGCCGCCGCCACCGCCACCACCGCAGGUGCCAUUUUAUAUCACACAACAUGGCAUGCCACCGCCGCCACCGCCGCCACCGCCGCCACCGCCGCCACCGCCACCACCGCCGUCCUCUAUGAUGUCGCCUUUCAUUUCGGGAAUUGGAGCACUUCCGCCACCGUCGUCGUCGCCGCCGCCGCCGCCGAAGGCGCCUCCACCACCGUUCUUGCAAGCGCCGUGUGGCCCCAUCCCGUUCAACGCUCCAAUGGGACUUCCCAUUCAGGCAAUGUUGAUGGCAAAAGGCCCCGACCAGAGCUUUUUGUCCUCGUUGUUUCCCAACGGUGCAAUGCCACCACCACCACCACCACCACCGCCGCCGCCAUCGUUUGCAGCAUCAUUGUUAGCGGCUGCUCAGAAACAGCUACAACAGCCGCCGCCGCCGCCGCCGCCACCACCACCGCCUCCUGGAAUACCUCCAGCAAGGACGCAAGUCGCUCGCGUGAGUGUUGGUAAUGCUUCCUUGGCAGCUCUGGUGUCGAAGGAGCCGCCAAAGUUUUCGUGUGUGCUGCUUUCCGGCAUUCCUGCGGUUGGUAAGACCACAAUGGGGCGUGAACUGGUAAAUGAGCUGCGGCGGGACGGACUUGGGUGGAUUUUCUUUUCUGGCGCCGACUUUCUCGCGGGGGCGACGGCGAAACGCCCAGUGUGGGAGACCACCAGGGGGGUUUUUGAUGCGCUGCAGAAGCGCCUGGAUGAGCUGCUCGAGCAGCAGCGUAGUGAGCGUAACGUGAAGGGGCUUGUGAUUGACAAAAAUGUGAAGGGGAUUGAGGACGUCUACUACCUUGCCUCGCUGCUCAAGGCGAGGCAGAUUCCAUUUGUCGGCAUUGUGGGAAUGGAGGCGGGCGACGACACUGUGCUGCUAAAACGCAUGGGUGGUGGUGAGGAGAUGCGGGAGAAGAUCAAGUACCACCGCGUGAUACAUGCCAGGGUGCGUGCCCUUGCAAAGGCCGCGGGGAUGUACCGCGAGAUUGACGCGACGAAGUCGAAGGAGGAGGUUUUAAACGCCCUGCGCACAAUGGUGCUUGGCUGCUGUGCACAGCCCCCGCAACGCGGCAUCCGGACCGACUUCUACGCCGGCUCCACGGUAACGACGAUGGUUGACGACCAUGCGGAGUACUACGACGUCGUUACCCGCGUCCUGGAGCUCCUGCGGUCGCCGACGGGGCUCUCCCACUACCCCGGCACGAUGGACUUUACGCCCUUUUCAACGCGGGAGAUGUCUGACAAGAAUCGGGCCUCUGCAAUAAAAACGUACUACGGUGUCCGGCGCCUGAACGACGGCGUUCGCCAUCUGCUGAUGUACCGUGACUCAAAGUUCUACCUCGUCCCGACGCACCUCAAGGCCGUGCUGCGGAUGCCCGAGAAGGCGUGGCUGGGAAGCAAGCUCGACUCCAUUGGGUGCUUUGUGCUUGAGGGCGACUUAGUGCGGCUUUCCAAGGACCGCUGCUGCGAGAAGUUUCUUGUCUUUGACGUUCUCUACUGGAGUGACGCGGCGCGGCCGGGGGUGAAUCAAGCGGCGCCAAUGAACUGGGUGGAGCGGCAGGCCCUGCUCGACACCCACCUCUGCGCCGAGAGCAAGGCAUUCUUUCCCCCGGGGUCUGACUGCGUUGUGCUGCACCAGGCGACGUCGAAGUUGGAGCGCAUCUUCGACUUCUUGAACGCCGGCGAGGACGCCUUGGAGGGGAUCCUGUUUCAGCCCAUCAGUUCUGCCCACGGCUUUGACAAGGUGUACGUCUGGCGCCCGCCAUCGAAGCUCACGAUUGAUUUCCGCAUUGGCGCGUUAAUAAGCACCACCACCGAGGCGAAUGAAGCGGAAGAUGACGCUAACGGUGCGGCAGCGGCAGCGGCAGCGGUGGAGGCGGAGGUGGCGGCUGCGGUGAAAAGUAAUGUUACCAGCCCCUCCUCUACCCCCGCGCGGCGGUCGCAGUCAAAGAUGCAGUCAAACCCACCGCCGUCCGACCUGCUUCAGUUGUCCGGCACACAUUCUUUAGGCCAAAGCAUGAACAGUGCGGGGGGAUUAGGGCGAAGCGUACUCUCCGAGAACGUGCCUACACGCACGUUUGAGCUGGAGGUGUAUGACAAGCACGAAAAGGAGUAUGUCCAGUUUGAGGAAUGCACGGUUGAGGUGAAGCACCCCGACGUGGUGGAAGGUUGCAUCUGCACCUGUGUCCUGGCAGAGGAGAAGAGUCGCUCUUGGACCUUUCAGCGCAUUCGCUACGAUGUGCUUCGCCCUGCGUAUAAGCGGGACGUGACGUCGUUGCUUGAGCAUUGCAUUAUUCCCAAGUCCAAGUUGUUGCACUGGCUGGUCCACGACAAGAUUGUCCCGCAGACGCCGAAUGAGACCCCGGUCAUGGCGGCUCUGUCACCACCGCUGCCGCCGCCGCCGCCGCCGCCGCCGCCGCCGCCCGCAGUCUCGGGACCAGGGGCGUCAAAGUCCCCGGCGCAGCAUCCCCUGACCCUGCCCACGUACGCCACUGCGGUCAGGAUGCAGCAAAGUAACGCCCAGCCGCAUGCGGCGCUGCGGAUGUCGCCGCCCCCGAUCGAGAUGGCGGCACCCUCCCAUGCGCUGCCGCUGCCGGGCGUGCACACGCGAGGCUCGCAAACUCGGGUGACCGCCUCGCCAAUGCACACGUCCACCCCCCCUAAUGUCCACAGCGCGUUGCACGCUCCGGCGGCGGAGCCCGCAACCGCCACACUUAAGCCCUGCAAUGCGGCCAACGACGCAAACGCGCUCACGGCACUGCAGCUUCUAUCGACGAUGGUCUCUUCGGUGCACAUUGUGCGGACGGACGAAACGGAGGAGCCGGCCAAAGCUGCCUCCAAGACCAGUCACCGCCGCAACCAGCAGCAAGGGAGCGAUGCCCGCGGGUCAUGCCAGGGCCAAGAGAUGCAUGAAACCGAUAAGCGAGGCAACAACCGGGCGUCACGCCAGGGCGGCAAAAAGGCGACGCCUGCCGUAGACCAUUGUGCGCAGUGCCUUAAGAAGAAGCAGUCCGAGGAUCUUCGUCUUGACCGGCAGGACAGUAAGUAUUACUGCUACAGCUGUUGGGCAAAGCUGGGAUGGGAGUUCUGUCGGGAGUGUGGGGAGUUUAAUAAGGGCUGCCGGGAGCGCACGCGCCGCCGCGUGGGCGAGUUCUACUGCAACACUUGCUGGUCCAGCUUCAACAAGGGGGACGAGGAGGCGACGAAGAGGGAGAACCCAACCCCCACCAGCUCUAAUGGGCAAAAGCAGCAAAAGCAGAGGCAGAAGCAGCAGCAGCAGCAGCAGCAGCAGCAGCAGCAGCAUGUGGUGGAGGAUGGCCCCGCCGCAGCGGCGGCGGAUGAAAAGAAGACGAAGAAGCGGAGGCCUGCGGAGCGUAAGAGCUCGAGGAAGUCACAAAGCGACGAGGAGAAGGUGAAUGCCGCGUCUACAGCGGAUGAUGAGAACAAUAACACGAGCUUGCCAAACAACUUCACUGCUUCGGAGUCAGAAAAUGCGGGUCAAUCCGAUUCCAAUGGGAAACAAAGCAAAAAAAGUGUCGUUGAAAGGGAGACACCGUGUGAAAUAAAUCAAGGUGAGAUUGAGUCUGCGCCGCAGCCCACGCAGGAGGUCGUUGCCCCCAACCAGGUGGAUGUGGCGGUGGAGUGA